Messenger RNA from Magnolia sinica, 1669 nucleotides. Its product is annotated as probable protein phosphatase 2C 24. NCBI's taxonomy places the organism in Eukaryota, Viridiplantae, Streptophyta, Magnoliopsida, Magnoliales, Magnoliaceae. Gene Ontology annotation, molecular function: cation binding; protein serine/threonine phosphatase activity. The record is from RefSeq and is a predicted model, not a curated record. Gene Ontology annotation, biological process: protein dephosphorylation. Bases 215 to 1399 code for a protein of 394 amino acids. Gene Ontology annotation, cellular component: nucleus; cytosol. The transcript is spliced from 4 exons.
AGGCUCUCAUGGAGGUCGUUUUUCCUGCUCUUAUAAUACGAGAGAAGAAGCUCCCUCUCCCUCUCUCUUUUUCGCUCUCUCUUGUAGGCUUUCUAAAUAGCUUUCUAGGAUUUCUGAUAGAAAUCGGUGGUCUGAUUAAGAUUUUUUAGGUUCUCUCUCGUCUACAAUCGUUGGAGAUCAGAGAUUUUGUAGUUUGACGGAGAUCUUAAUAUCAAUGGCUGAGAUCUGCUGCGGUGUCGUGAGCGAAAGUGAGACAACGGCCCCGUGCGAGACUAGCUCUCGAGCGGCGAGGCGCCGGAGAUGGGAGAUCCGGCGGUUCAAGCUCUACGCUGGCGUCGCACCCCCGCCUGAUUCCGGCAGCUGCAAGCGUCGGAAGACGAAGGCCUCUACGUCUCCGUCGUCGUCCCCACGGGACUGCGAGAACGCCUCCGAGAAUUCCUCUGAAGAAGAGCUGAAGCAGCAAGCGAAGGACCGCGUGGAUCCGACGCCUGCGGCCCUUGACCGGUGCCCGAAGUUCGGGAUGACGUCAGUGUGCGGCCGGAGGAGGGACAUGGAGGAUGCUGUCUCGAUCCACCCAUCGUUCUUCCGGCGGGAGCUUCAGAGUCCGGCGAAUCUGCACUUCUUCGGUGUCUACGACGGCCACGGGUGCUCUCAUGUAGCUAUGUCUUGCAAGGAUAAGCUGCAUGGUAUGUUAGCAGAAGAGCUUGGAAACGGAGAUGCAUCGAAGGAGUGGAAUGAUGCGAUGGGCCGGAGCUUUCUGCGCAUGGACAAGGAGGUCGCAGGAGAUGGCAGAAUUCCGACGAUGGCAGCGAAUUGCCGCUGCGAGUUACAAACACCUCAGUGCGACGCAGUGGGAUCGACGGCUGUGGUAGCUGUGGUGACGCCUGAAGAGAUCGUCGUGGCCAACUGCGGCGAUUCAAGGGCCGUGCUCUGCAGGAAAGGGAAGCCGGUCCCACUCUCUUCAGAUCAUAAGCCAGAUCGCCCAGACGAGCUAAUGCGGAUCCAAGCCGCCGGCGGUCGAGUCAUCUACUGGGACGGCCCUCGCGUUCUUGGCGUCCUUGCCAUGUCAAGGGCCAUAGGCGACAACUACCUGAAGCCGUUCGUAAGCUCGGAGCCCGAGGUGACGGUGACGCCCCGAUCGCCGGACGACGACUGCCUGAUCCUAGCCAGCGACGGCCUCUGGGACGUCGUCUCCAACGCCACGGCCUGCGCUAUCGUGCGCAUGUGCCUGCGCGGCGACGCUCCGAUCCCGCCGGAACAUGACGCGGGCGUCGCCCGCGGCGAGGGCUCUGACAAGGCGUGCUCCGACGCGGCGAUGCUUCUAACAAGGCUGGCGUUGGCGAGGCAGAGCGCGGACAACGUGAGCGUUGUCGUGGUCGAUCUCAGGAGCGACACGUAGCAGUGGAGAGAGGGAGAGCUCCUCUCGCCUUUUACUUUUUUAUUUAUAUUUUUUAGAUUUUUAAAUAUUAUUUUAUUUUCUUUUUUAUAUUGUGGGGUCCUCUCCUCCACCUGGAAGUAAAUGAAAUGAAAGGAAGGAGGAAGGGUAGUUUGGGAAAUAGAAAAGCAAUAUUAGGAUCCAACGGCCCACUUUUACGAUGGGCCAGAUGGGAAUCUCGUUAUGUAUACUGCCUUUUAUAUGUAAUUCUGCAUGUAUUGGGAUUUUUAUUUU